This is a messenger RNA of Musa acuminata subsp. malaccensis (wild Malaysian banana), 1472 nucleotides long. RefSeq names its product probable plastid-lipid-associated protein 12, chloroplastic. Lineage: Eukaryota; Viridiplantae; Streptophyta; Magnoliopsida; Zingiberales; Musaceae. The record is from RefSeq and is a predicted model, not a curated record.
CCGCCUCAAAUGCACCUCUUACCGGUCGUGCGGAAUCCCACCCCCGCUUUGCUCCCCCAGCGGAAAUCCACCGAGAUGGCCGUCGGAGGAGCUGCCGCCGCGCGGCUCGCGCUCCUUACGCCGCCCUUCUCCGGCCGCUCCACGCUGCUGCAGCCGUCGACGUGUCGUGUCCUCAUCCAGAAGCCGAGGCGGCGGCGGCGGACAUCCCUCCGUCCCAUCUCGUCCUCUUUGGUGGAAGAAGGGCAGCAGCUCUGCUUCAGCGAUCCCGAGGCCGCACUCGUCGAAGCCCUACUCGGGAUCCAGGGGAGAGGCCGCGCCGCAUCUUCUGGGCAACUGCAGGACGUCGAGCUCGCGGUGGAAACCCUUGAGAAUCUGGGAGGCGUGCCGGAUCCUACAAGCUCCAGUUUGAUUGAAGGUCGCUGGCAACUAAUUUUCACUACGAGACCUGGGACAGCAUCCCCAAUUCAAAGAACCUUUGUUGGGGUAGAUUUUUUCAAGAUCUUUCAGGAGGUUUACCUUAGAACAGAUGAUCCAAGGGUAUCUAACAUUGUAAAAUUCUCGGAUGCUGUUGGUGAGCUAAAAGUAGAGGCAGCAGCAACAAUUAAAGAUGGAAAAAGAAUCCUUUUCCAGUUUGAUCGUGCUGCAUUCUCGCUUAAAUUUUUACCUUUCAAGGUUCCAUAUCCUGUACCAUUUAGGCUUCUCGGUGAUGAAGCAAAGGGAUGGUUGGAUACAACAUACUUGUCUCAUACUGGGAACAUACGUAUUUCAAGAGGAAACAAGGGAACGACAUUUGUGCUGCAAAAGAAGAUUGAACCAAGACAAAGGUUGCUGUCAGCAAUAUCUGUUGGAACAAGAGUUAAGGAGAUGAUAGAUGAACUUAUCUCUUCAAAUCAGGAGGAGGUUAAAGCAAAUUCAGAAAUACUGGAAGGCGAAUGGCAAUUACUGUGGGCUUCACAGUCAGAAAAUGAGAGCUGGUCAUCUGUUGUUGCCAGUGGUCUUAAAGGUUUGCAGAUUCUAAAGAAAGAUGGAAUGGUGGAGAAUCAGAUUAACCUGCUUCCUGGUUUAAGGAUUUGUGCAAAUGGCACUCUUAGCGAAACAUCUGAAAGCAACUUGUUCAUGGUGCAAAUGAAUGAUGGUGUUGUUAGCUUUGGCGCAUUGAAACUUCCCUUAAAAAUGGAAGUCAUCUUUCACCUGGAGCUGCUGUAUAUUGACAACAAGAUCAGAAUCAGUCGCAGCAACAAGGAUAUGACACUCGUCCACUUGCACGUCACUAGACCAUGUUGAUGAGACACAAAGAUUCAUUUAAACUGUAUUUAUUUCUGUAGCUGAUGAGCCAACUAGCAUAUAACUUUUUCAUUUUGAAGUUGGGCAAAGCUGCUUGAUUCAACUUGCAUAUCAUUUCAAGUGAAGUUUGUACAAGGAAAGAAGACAAUUAAUUCCAAGAGAUGCAAAGGAGAAUUAGUUUCAUCUAA